This is a messenger RNA of Populus nigra (black poplar), 1491 nucleotides long. RefSeq names its product UDP-galactose transporter 1. Gene Ontology annotation, molecular function: antiporter activity. The record is from RefSeq and is a predicted model, not a curated record. The transcript has 5 exons. Gene Ontology annotation, cellular component: Golgi apparatus. Lineage: Eukaryota; Viridiplantae; Streptophyta; Magnoliopsida; Malpighiales; Salicaceae. Bases 381 to 1409 code for a protein of 342 amino acids.
ACACGAACAGGGAGCAGGUGUGUGUGUGUGAGAGAGAGACGUUUAAAAUUCAACAAAGAAGUUUUAAGAACCAAAAACAGAACAGAGAGGGGGGCAUAUCACAUGGAAGAAGAGCUGCCUUCUCCGUGACGCCCUCUCCUCUCACAUUCUUAUUAUUUCUUCCUCUGAUUAAGGUUUUCUCAUUAUUUUGAUCUCUAUUGUAAUUUCCUUUCCUAGCUCCCCCACUCAACACUCUGCUCUCUCUCUCUUUCUUUUUUUAUUCUGAAUUCAGCUAUUUGAAAAGGGAAGAGAAGGGAAAACUUUGGAUCGAGGUGAAUUCUGGGUUUUUUUUAUUUGCCGUGAUCUGAUAUUUUUUUCUGGGAGAAGAAAGAGGCUGAGAAAUGGAGGAGAGUGUGAUUUUUCAGUGGAGUGUGUUUAGAUCUGUGCUUGCUAUUCUUCAAUGGUGGGGUUUUAAUGUCACUGUUAUUAUCAUGAACAAAUGGAUCUUCCAGAAAUUGGAUUUCAAGUUCCCGUUAACAGUAUCUUGUGUUCACUUCAUAUGCUCAUCCAUUGGAGCAUAUGUGGUAAUCAAGGUGCUGAAGAUCAAACCAUUGAUCAUGGUCGAACCUGAAGAUCGCUGGAGAAGGAUAUUUCCCAUGUCGUUUGUGUUUUGCAUCAACAUAGUGCUGGGGAAUGUGAGCUUACGUUUCAUUCCAGUUUCAUUUAUGCAAACAAUAAAGUCAUUUACUCCUGCAACCACAGUUGUUUUGCAGUGGCUAGUUUGGAGAAAACAUUUUGAUUGGCGAAUUUGGGCUUCUUUGAUACCGAUUGUUGGAGGAAUACUCCUAACAUCUGUUACUGAGCUUAGUUUUAAUAUGUUUGGAUUUUGUGCUGCCUUAUUUGGAUGUUUGGCUACUUCAACAAAAACUAUUCUGGCAGAAUCUCUGCUGCAUGGAUAUAAAUUUGACAGCAUAAACACUGUGUACUACAUGGCACCUUUUGCAACCAUGAUCUUGGGAUUACCAGCAAUGUUGGUUGAAGGUAACGGGGUUAUAAAUUGGUUUCACACCCACGAGUCCGUCUGGCCUGCCCUCAUCAUCAUUUUCAGCUCUGGAGUGUUGGCCUUUUGUCUCAACUUUUCCAUCUUUUACGUAAUUCAUUCCACAACUGCAGUAACAUUUAAUGUGGCUGGAAAUCUUAAGGUAGCAGUUGCUGUCUUAGUUUCUUGGCUGAUAUUCCACAACCCAAUCUCUGCUAUGAAUGCUGUUGGAUGUGCCAUUACGCUUGUGGGAUGUACGUUCUAUGGGUAUGUGAGGCACAUGCUUUCCCAACAGUCCCCACCACCAGGAACUCCGCGAACACCCAGGACUCCAAGGAAUAGGAUGGAAUUACUUCCCCUUGUAAAUGAUAAACUAGAUGAUAAGGUCUAAUUGAGAAGUCGUGGUAUCAAGGCUCUUCGAAAGUUAUUUUUCCAUCUCAGAAAUAGAAAUACAUUCAGUUCUUUGCCAUUAA